CGAGCCCGACGGUCUCAGGAAGCAGCGGAGCUUAUUUCAUAUUUUGUAGCCAUAAAGGACCGAGGGGAACAGGUUAUUUUGGGGGGGUCGGUUGCCACAUGUACAGACAGUAAAAUAUUUUCCAAUUAUUUCGGCGUGGGGUAUUUUUGCCGUCAGAGGUCUUUUGUUAUGAUUUGGGGUCAAUAGCGGUGAUGUUUACUGUGCAGCCUCAUAGGUUCCUCUAAGGGGUAGCCUAUAACCAGAGCCUCUAGCUUCCAACUGCCUAAAAAAUUAGGCAGAAACGAUAUAAGACAUUUCAUUUCUUCAUUUGGGUCGUGGCCUGGCGGCACGCCAAUAAUUGACUCUGGAGCAGGACACGGAGGAUAGUAUGGCCAUGACGGGAGGGACUGCAGCUGCCCUUCCCAUGAGCAACCACACCCGAGAGAGGGUGACAGUGGCCAAGCUGACACUGGAAAAUUUCUACAGCACUCUGCUCACCCAGCACGAAGAGCGGGAGAUGAGGCAGAAAAAACUGGAGAAGGCCAUGGAAGAGGAAGGUUUACCAGAUGAGGAGAAAGUAAUGCGGCGCUCUCAGCAUGCCCGAAAGGAGACAGAGUUUUUACGACUGAAGAGGACACGACUCGGUUUGGAUGACUUUGAGUCCCUAAAGGUCAUUGGACGAGGUGCUUUUGGAGAGGUGCGUUUGGUACAGAAGAAAGACACAGGCCACAUUUAUGCCAUGAAGAUUUUGAGGAAAGCAGACAUGCUGGAGAAAGAACAGGUUGCUCACAUCCGGGCAGAGAGGGAUAUUCUGGUCGAGGCGGAUGGUGCCUGGGUGGUCAAGAUGUUCUACAGCUUCCAGGACAAGAGAAACCUCUACCUCAUUAUGGAGUUCCUGCCUGGAGGUGACAUGAUGACACUGCUGAUGAAGAAGGACACUCUGUCUGAAGAGGCCACUCAGUUCUACAUCGCAGAGACAGUACUGGCCAUUGACUCCAUCCACCAGCUGGGAUUCAUCCACAGAGACAUCAAACCGGACAACCUGCUGCUGGACUCCAGAGGACAUGUGAAACUGUCAGAUUUUGGCCUGUGUACUGGGCUGAAGAAAGCUCAUCGCACAGAAUUUUACAGGAACCUGACACACAACCCGCCCAGUGAUUUCUCCUUUCAAAAUAUGAACUCCAAGAGGAAAGCAGAGACCUGGAAGAAGAACCGGAGACAGCUGGCUUAUUCCACUGUGGGAACGCCAGACUACAUCGCUCCUGAAGUCUUCAUGCAGACGGGGUACAACAAACUGUGCGACUGGUGGUCUCUGGGUGUGAUUAUGUAUGAGAUGCUCAUCGGUUAUCCGCCCUUCUGCUCAGAGACACCACAGGAGACAUACAGGAAGGUUAUGAACUGGAAGGAAACACUUGUCUUCCCACCUGAAGUUCCCAUCUCAGAGAGAGCCAAAGACUUGAUAUUAAGGUUUUGCACAGAUGCAGAGAACCGGAUCGGAGCUGUGAGCGUGGACGAGAUCAAGAGCCACCAGUUUUUUGAGUCGGUGGAUUGGGAGCACAUCAGGGAGCGCCCAGCCGCCAUCUCCAUAGAAAUCAAAAGUAUUGACGACACCUCUAACUUUGAUGACUUCCCUGAAUCGGACAUCCUUCAGCCAGCUAACGCAACGGAGCCAGACUUCAAAUCAAAGGACUGGGUGUUCCUCAACUACACCUACAAACGCUUUGAGGGCCUGACUCAGCGAGGGACCAUCCCCACAUACAUGAAGGCAGGGAAGGCUUGACGCACUCAAACGGGUGGACGGUGUGGUGGAGAAAAAUAGACGUUUACGGACACAGGGUCGGGCCCCGGAGCCCCGCUGGUGCUGAAGGCUGCGCUGUCAGCCUCUCAGUCUAAAUUUAACCUUCAUCAUAAGUUAUUUAGGUCUGCUCAGCCGCGGCAAGAAAGCCAAGAACUCGGAAAUUAAAGAGCAUUACCGCAUUACCUCGGUUGUUGAUAUUGUAUACACGUGCCGUCUUUAGCCAUAGCACUCAGGCCAGCUCACUAACUAGGAUACUAAAUCAGCAUAUCUGCAUGUUCAGCGGCAUACUGCUUCUGGAGAAGAUUUUUUUUUUUUUUUUUUUUUUUUUUU
Messenger RNA from Pelmatolapia mariae (spotted tilapia), 2107 nucleotides. Its product is annotated as serine/threonine-protein kinase 38-like. The record is from RefSeq and is a predicted model, not a curated record. Gene Ontology annotation, molecular function: protein serine/threonine kinase activity; ATP binding. NCBI's taxonomy places the organism in Eukaryota, Metazoa, Chordata, Actinopteri, Cichliformes, Cichlidae. Bases 368 to 1759 code for a protein of 463 amino acids. Gene Ontology annotation, biological process: peptidyl-serine phosphorylation; intracellular signal transduction. The transcript has 14 exons.